AUGAAGCUGCUCAGCCAGCUGGCCUUCAAGUUUCCCAUGUCGAUGCUGGCCUGCUUUGGCUCCCAUACCGAAGCGAUUCGCGACCAGUUCCUCUUUCGCCUGGAGGCCGUCACGGAGGACAUUAACUUCAAGAUCGCCCUGCUCAACUUUCUCUCCAUCUGCGUGGAGCACCAGCCCGGCCUGGUGGAGAUGUUCCUCAGCGUGUCCGACCACCAGAGCGGCGUACUUAGCUCCAUUCUGGAGAUUCUCGAGGAGAAGCUGGAGGGCGUGUACUUCUGUCCCUUUGAGCUGCACCAGGCGUCGCUGCAGUUUAUCGCCAAGUUCUGGCUCCGGCCGAACAUCAUCGCCAUCAAUCUGCUGAAGGAGAACGGCAAAUUCUGGAAGCUGAUCACCUUUCCGCUCUUUACCGGCGGGGAGAAGAAGUUCAACGACUCACUGUGCAGUUACAUUCUGAAGAUUUUGUCGCGUGAAAUGUUCUACUCGAAGAUGCUUGAGAAAGACACGCCGAAUAACGAGCUGGAGGCGAUUUUUAAGCGAAUUCAAAGUGAAUCGAUCAUUGAAAAGCUGUCCACACACAUUCACACUCAGAUUAUCGAGCCACGGCAAAUUGACGACAGCACACUGGCGCUGAUCGACGCCUGGAGGGACUUUCUCUCCUCAUGGACUAUGUUUAAGCAGAUGACAUCUGACUCGCUGAGCAGUACCAUAGUCAAUGGCCUACUGGAAAAUCUGUCGGCCCUUCUCGGCAGCAACACCAACGGAGCCUACACCAAGAUCGUCAACAAGCUCUCUAACCUCCUCCUUCUCAUCACCUCCAAUUGGAAGCCGAGCGUCGUGGAGUCGCUGAAGAAGACCGACUUUGCGGACAACAUCGUCCAGCUCUUUGGCGCCGUCCUCCAGAACAAGGACGUCAUCUCCUUCAAUGCCCUCGUGUCACUCAGCUCGUGUCUGCUGAAGGUCCUGCUGUGCUUUCCUGAGAUGAACCAGCUGAAUCGGCUCUUUCACCACGUGGUCCAACUUCUGAACAGCUGCAUUCAGCUGAUGAACAAGCAGCUGGCCACGUCGGCGAAGGCGGUGUCAUGCCAGGGGACGCCCACCACACCAAAUUUGAGCCUGGAGAAGAAGCUGAUCCACGUCCACCUCUCCAUUGUCAUUCACAUGCUGGCGAAUGUGAAGCAGCAGCCGCAGCAGCAUCAGCAGCACAUUGGCAAGUACCUGGACGUGCUGCGCAAGUACGAGAUCACCGAGAUGGUCUUCAACCUGCUCGUCUACCUCCUCCACAACAGCGCCCACCUCGACCUGGCGCAGGCCCUGCCGCUGCUCUUCGUCGCUGUGUCGCGCCACGAGGCGGGCGCCGAGCUGCUGCACAGCCAAAAUGUGGUCAACAAUCUGGCCAUCUACUUUCGCCUGCCGGCGCAGCUCUUUGGCCAGCAGCAGCAGCAGCAGCAGCAACUGCAAGGCGCCGCCAGGCGACCGAACGCCGCCCCCGUCGUCGUCGUGGACGCCGUCGAGCUCGCCUACAUCUCGCAGAUCUUCUCCCUCUUCAUCCGCACGGUGAUCAACAUGACCAGCCACCUGAAGCACCACUUUGUCGAGUCGGCCAUCUCCUUCGUGGCCAUCUACUCCGACUCGCUGCGCGAACUCUGCACCAGCUUCCGCCAGGGCCGGCGGCUGAAGCACGCCAGUCUGGUGCUGCUCACCGUGUCGCUCUGCAGCUCGCUCUCCAGGUACAUCAAGGUCUGGGCGAAGUCGCACGACAGCUCGCUGCGGCUGGUGGCCGAGCAGAUUCUGCUCACCAGCAACUCGGUCAUUGCCUUUGUCAUGCGGCCGGCGCUGCUCUCGGCGGACGAGUUUGGUGCCGCUGUUGUCGGAGGCCAGAGCACAGCAGCAUCUGCUGGUCAUGUUAGCUUUCACUUGGGCGGCGGUGGAAGACAACAACAGCAGCAGCAGCAGGAGCUGCCAAGUAGCUCGCAGAGUGUGCUGCUGAAAAUUCUGCUGCACAGCUUUAAGUUCAUCACCGACCUCGCGCCGGACUUGUUUGAUCUCUUUGAGGCGGAAAGUGGUGAUGACGUCACUGGUGGUGGUGGUGGUGGUGGUGGUAGCAGUGGCGGUGGCGAUCAACUGCUGCUCUCCACCAACUUUUCCCUGCCUAAUGCCGACUCCCUGGAAGUGCUCACUUUUGGCUCAUUAGUGAACUUUAUCAACUUCGACAUUAAAUCCAUCUACAAACUGGAGAAGGACUCGAUCGUGCAGCUGCGCGAUCAACGUGCCGCGGCAAUUAAUGAGAAGAUCAACUUGGACAUUGCACUGCUCGAGUACUCGCUGACGAUUCUCCUCAAUCAGACGCUGACGGCGAAGAACUCCUCGAAGAUCAACCAAAUGGACAAGCAGAUAUUCUUCAGGGAGAUUAACAAUGAAAUG
This is a messenger RNA of Rhagoletis zephyria (snowberry fruit fly), 2421 nucleotides long. Lineage: Eukaryota; Metazoa; Arthropoda; Insecta; Diptera; Tephritidae. The record is from RefSeq and is a predicted model, not a curated record.